Molecule: messenger RNA, 2219 nt
Organism: Nerophis lumbriciformis (worm pipefish)
Lineage: Eukaryota; Metazoa; Chordata; Actinopteri; Syngnathiformes; Syngnathidae
Gene: araf
Product: A-Raf proto-oncogene, serine/threonine kinase
Biological process (GO): protein phosphorylation; MAPK cascade
Cellular component (GO): cytosol; mitochondrion
Molecular function (GO): MAP kinase kinase kinase activity; ATP binding
Source: RefSeq, a predicted model, not a curated record
CUUCUUGACAGAUUCGACUGUCGAGUGCGAGAGUUCAAGAUGGCGGCCACAGGGUGCAAGUGAUCGACUUCUUUGAUUGGACAGCACGCUGUGUCACUCUUGCCGAAGCUCCGCCUCCACCCUCCUCUCAUCAUGUCCUCCACCUCCUCAUACUCCUCUUCGGGGGAAACCAGUCCCGAGGACGUGCCUCGAGGUGGGGGCACCAUCCGCGUUUACCUGCCCAACAAGCAGAGGACCGUGGUGAAUGUCCGGCGAGGGCAGACGGUGUACGAGAGCUUAGACAAAGCUCUGAAAGUCCGAGGCCUGAGCCAAGACUGCUGCGCCGUGUUUCGUCUUCUGGAAGGUCGCAAGAGGCUGACGGACUGGGACACAGACAUCACUCCUCUGGUAGGAGAGGAGCUUCUUGUGGAGGUUCUGGAUGACAUCCCCCUGACCAUGCACAACUUUGUACGGAAGACUUACUUCAAGCUGGCUUACUGCGACUUCUGCCACAAGUUUCUGUUCAACGGCUUCAGGUGUCAGACCUGCGGCUACAAAUUCCACCAGCACUGUAGCAGCAAAGUGCCCACGGUCUGCGUGGACAUGGACACCGUCAGCAAAAGGUGUGACCAAGGUCCCUGCACCGACGAGUAUCCUCAGAUACUCUUGCCGGAAAAUUCCCCGCCCCAGAGUAACAUAGCCUUAACCGCCGAGCCUGCUGGGAUGGACCUUCUGUCUCCCACGUCAGCCUUCCGCUUCCCCAUGCCCAGUGGAGAUGGCCAGUCCCUACAAAGACAUCGCUCCACGUCCACGCCCAACGUCCAUAUGGUCAGCUCAGUGAGCCCGGCUGCAGCCAGCAUCAUAGAGGAAGCACUGAAAUUCAACAACACAAUAGCAGGUCCUGAGCCAUCACCGAAGCCCUCCACCAGCCCACCCUCGUCUCUAGGCUCUCCAGGGAGAAGACCACCCAAAUCCCCCUCAGAACACAAAGAGCGAAAGCCCUCCUCAUCUGAUGACAAAAAGAAAGUACAUCGGGGGGGCUACAGGGACUCAAGCUACUACUGGGAGGUCCACUCCUGGGAAGUUACCAUCCAGAAGAGAAUAGGAGCUGGCUCCUUUGGAACUGUAUUUAAGGGCAAGUGGCAUGGAGAUGUAGCCAUAAAGAUCCUGAAAGUCACAGAGCCCACACCUGAACAGUUACAGGCCUUUAAAAACGAAAUGCAGGUGUUACGGAAAACUCGCCACGUCAACAUCCUGUUGUUCAUGGGCUACAUGACAAAGCCCAACUUUGCUAUCAUCACGCAGUGGUGUGAAGGCAGCAGCCUGUAUCGCCACCUGCACGUCUCCGAAACCAAGUUUGAAACCAUGAGGCGCAUCGACGUGGCCAGACAGACGGCUCAGGGGAUGGAUUAUCUUCAUGCAAAGAACAUCAUUCAUCGCGACCUGAAGUCCAACAAUAUUUUCCUCCAUGAAGGCUGGACGGUGAAGAUCGGAGACUUUGGCCUGGCCACAGUCAAGUCACGCUGGACUGGCUCCCAGCAGGUGGAGCAACCCAGCGGCUCCAUCCUCUGGAUGGCCCCUGAGGUGAUCCGGAUGCAGGAAAGAAACCCUUACACCUUCCAGUCUGACGUGUACGGCUAUGGAGUGGUGCUGUUUGAGCUGAUGUCCGGGACUCUGCCUUACUCCAACAUCAACAACAGAGAUCAGAUCAUUUUCAUGGUGGGGCGUGGCUACCUGUCACCUGACCUCAGCAAACUGAACAGCACCUUACCCAAGUCCAUGAAGAGACUCAUCGUCGACUGUAUCAAGUUCAAACGUGACGAGAGACCUUUGUUCCCCCAGAUCCUGGUAUCGAUUGAGCAUGUGCAGGACCUGCUGCCCAAAAUCGAACGCAGUCGCUCGGAGCCUUCGUUGCACCGCGCCGUCCACGCCGAGGACUUGAACCCGCUCCUCUUUCACACUACCAGGCUCAUUCCACUCCAGAGUUAGUUUGUCCAGUAGCCAUCUUUCAUUGUCACAUCAUAUUCCUGUCCAAACAUGCUGUUCUUGUGGAACGCUCCAUGAAAGCAACACAAGCCAAGAGUGAUGAAGAUGAAGAUGUUCACCUUCAAAUAUGACAUCAUAACUUCCCAUCAGGCUUUGCACUUGUUCCAAUCUUUGAAUGAAAAGAGGAAUCAUCAGAAAAUAUGAUUUGGACGACUUAUUGCCCCAACUAAAACUAGAAUGAUUGUAGCUUCAAA